AUGUUUCCUUUGCUAGGUAGGGGGUUCUGACGAAGCCACUAACUGUGAAAGCAAACACAUAAAUGUUUGUCCUCGGUUUGUUCCAGUUGAGAUUUACAUGCUGAAAAUGUUAAAGUGGAUGUAUAAAUGGCUGAAGAGCCGAGCUGAAUCGUUUUAGCUAAAUGGUCCCUGCUUGCUCUCUUCCUAGUGACACCACCCCACCCCCCCCCCCGACCCCUGCUGGAUACAGAAAUGGCUGACAACUUUUCUACUACGGCACUGGCGACUUCUCAGGGCAACCGCUGUGACCUCUAUGCACACCAGGACACAGCCAGGGUAUUAAUCCCCUUGCACUACAGCCUCGUCUUCAUCAUUGGUCUGGUGGGGAACCUGCUGGCUUUGGUCGUCAUUGUUCAAAACAGGAAAAAAAUCAACUCAACCACCCUCUAUUCGAUGAACUUGGUGAUUUCUGACAUCCUCUUUACCACGGCGUUGCCCACUCGGAUAGCCUAUUAUGCGCUGGGUUUUGACUGGCGGGUCGGAGAUGCCCUGUGCCGGAUAACCGCCCUGCUGUUCUACAUUAACACGUACGCGGGCGUGAACUUCAUGACCUGCCUGAGCAUAGACCGCUUCUUUGCAGUGGUGCAUCCUCUGCGCUACAACAAGAUUAAAAGGAUCGAGUACGCAAAGGGCGUCUGCAUAUCUGUCUGGGUGCUGGUAUUCGCCCAAACGCUGCCCCUGCUCACCAGACCCAUGUCAAAGCAGGAGGCCGGCAGGACCACUUGCAUGGAGUACCCCAACUUCGAAGAGACGGCCUCCCUCCCCUGGAUUCUGCUCGGGGCGUGCCUGCUGGGCUACGUGCUGCCCCUUGUGGUCAUUCUCAUCUGCUACUCCCGCAUCUGCUGCAAGCUCUUCAGGACCGCCAGGCGGAACCCGCUGACCGAGAAGUCCGGCGUGAACAGGAAAGCCCUCAAUACAAUUGUCUUCAUCAUCGUCGUGUUCGUUCUCUGCUUCACACCUUACCACCUGUCAAUCAUCCAGCACAUGAUCAGGACACUCUGCUCCCCCGAGGCCCUGGGGUGUGGCCCGAGGAAGUCCUUCCAGAUCUCUCUGCACUUCACCGUGUGCCUGAUGAAUGUCAACUGCUGCAUGGACCCCUUCAUCUACUUCUUCGCUUGCAAAGGGUACAAGCGGAAGGUCAUGAAGAUGCUGCGGCGUCAGGUCAGCGUGUCCAUCUCCAGUGCAGUGAGGUCAGCCCCCGAAGAAAACUCACGGGAGAUGACGGAGUCGCAGGUCAUGAUCCACUCCAAGGCGUCCAACGGGAGGUAAGAGGCUGCGCUGGGCUUCGCAGCACAGCAACCCGCACGCCACCCACUGCCCAGCGCCCUCGGGGUGGCUCUGCAGACCCGGCCGACAGACGACUGUUCAGGUCUCAAGGAGGCGUCUCAGCUGCCCCCUCCACGGCGCCGGCACGUUGCGGCUUCCCACAGCCACUCCACCCACCAACGCACCGAGAUCAAGAGAACAGCAAAAGCAAGUUCUACUUCAAGAGUGAGAUACUGUAUAUAUAGAAGAAGGCCAUCCUAGCAAGUCAGGACGUAGAGUUGUUCCGUGUUCCUGAGAACACUAUCGUUACAAUUUCUGCCAAUAGUUGGGUAAAAAAAAAAAAAAAAGACAAAAGUCUGAUUCCAAUAUAUGUGUAAAAACACCAAUACCAGUGUAAAAAAAUAUUAAUACUGUAAUAUAAGGAACGUAUUUUUUAAUUCACACCUCUAGAUUCUUACCUGUCUAGUUUUUUUUUUUUUCCGUUUGUUUGAUUUGUCCUGUGACAACUGUUCCAAGGAAUGUUUCGUGGGACUGACUUAUCCCACAAAUCAGGAUGCAACGAAAGUGUCCAUCCAUACCCUUCUGCCAACUACCGGCAGAAGUGACAGGUGUAACUAAGGGAAGGCGCCCCUGAAGAGUAAAGACAUAACAGCAGGUGAUGACCCAGCCACUGAGAGCAUCAAAAGAGCCCCUCCCCCAACGGCCAGGACAGCGCUUGUGGACAGCUGCUCAGAAAAAGCAUGUCAACAUGCUACAUUCUUUUUAGGACAGAAAAUAUGCAUACAUGCUUUGUUUCCCUUGGGUCUCCAGGGAAUGAAAGUUGGUAGUAUCUGGUAUCUAUAUACUUUAAGUUAAAAAAGCGCGGGGUGGGGGGGGGCGGUGAGGAUUACAACUAUAAUCGCCAUAUUUGACUAAAUAAAUCAGGGUG
Phodopus roborovskii (desert hamster) is the source of this 2233-nucleotide messenger RNA. RefSeq names its product G protein-coupled receptor 183 (gene Gpr183). Gene Ontology annotation, cellular component: membrane. The coding region runs from base 232 to 1308 and encodes 358 amino acids. The transcript has a single exon. Gene Ontology annotation, molecular function: oxysterol binding; G protein-coupled receptor activity. Gene Ontology annotation, biological process: G protein-coupled receptor signaling pathway. NCBI's taxonomy places the organism in Eukaryota, Metazoa, Chordata, Mammalia, Rodentia, Cricetidae. The record is from RefSeq and is a predicted model, not a curated record.